UACGCCGUAGUUGUUAUCAUUUUGAUUGCCUUAUUUGUUUAUGUCAUGGUAUACUAUUAAAUUUUUAUACAAUGUCCCUUAACAACCUUAUUUCGGGGAGUGUUGGUAAUAUAUUUCGGGAAACUCGACGGAAAAUAAACAAAUAUCUACUAUGAAAUAGACUAAUCAAAAAUGGCCAACAAUGCACCCAACAAUCCAUUCGAAGGAGUAGCAAAAGGUUUAAAUUCUCCGGAACUGAAAUCAAACAAAACAAUACCUUUUGUCGACGAAUGUGUAGAACUCGAUCAAGUUAAAAAUGAAACGACACGUCCGAAAACACUUGACAUACGAAAACAUGAGAUGGAAGAUGAGAAACCACAGACGCUGAAAGAGGACAAAAUACAUGCCAAAGAUUUAGGGGCAGUUCACACACCUAACAGUGACACAAUAGUGGUAAACACACCUGAAGGAACUUUGUAUAUUACAUUAGAUCCUGAAUCAAAGUCAUCCCCGACAAGUCCUAAUACUCAGUCUACUGACGUAUCAGAAUCUCCGAGCACAUCCAAAGCAUUCGGUGCUCAGGAGUCAAAUGACAUGAUAAUUAUGGAGAAAGAAGUAGAACAAAGAAGAGCAGGGUUAAGAAGGAACUCUAUAUCAAUGCCAACAUUACAAAAUUUGGAAUCGGAAGUCUUAAAGCAGCAUUACUUAGGCAAUCCAGAGGAUGGGAUUCCGGAGCAUCAUCAGAGCUCUGCAUCGGGCUUCAGUGACGGCAAUGGGGACGACAGCAAUGUCAUGUCUGAUGACGACAGAGUCAAGACACCGCUCCGGUCGCCGCGGCGCAAGGGCGCUCGCCGCCUGGGCCGCUCUGAGUUCAGCAUGGAUGACGACGACUACUCGCCAAGCAACUCCGUCACCUCAGUCAAUUCACUGGCCAGCUUGUUAAAGGAGAAACUACAGAGCAUCCCGCAGAAGAUGCGUAAGAAACCUACAGACUACAAGCUACGUGCGUUCGUGGCACUCAUGUUCCUCGCUGUGGUAUUCUUCGUCAGCUUCGCGUAUGUGUUGUACCAUCAGCAGGUACUCACCAAGGCCUACUUUGAUACCGUGCAGUUCAACGAGCCAAAGCGACUCAUCAGAAUCUACAAUAAGGAUGAAGUUGAGAUACUGAGAGCUAGUUUAGGUGUAAGCUUAGAGGGUGUGAAGAAAUCGUAUCCGUGUUUGCCGGAGCACCGCUUGGGCGAUGGCUCGGAGUGCCUGCAGUGGGCGCGCGCCUUGAGACUCUACCUAAAGAGCCUGCCACACGACCCCGGUCUCGACAACACUACCUGCUACUCCGUACACUGGAAGGCUUUGCAUUCAGAUAUCGCACCUACAGAUUGCUUUGACUGGAGCGAUACUAAGGUCCACUGGUAUGGCGGCGGACAAUCACUGAACCUGACCUGGCCUGUCAACACCGGUCUUAUAGACUUCACUCCCUUCAUCACUGGUGAUAUACAAAAGUCACAAUGGAGUAACGUCUUGACACGCUACUUCAUUAAUUCUAAAGGAGCCGCUUUAAUCAUCGAUGAUGAAACACCUCUGCAUGUCGCCAUUAAUAACGGCAGGAAGGAGAUAUGCCUCAAAGCUAAAUAUGAUGACUUUGCAUUCGUAAAUAAGGUAACAGAAUUUCCAGAACUCCGAUACAAUAUAUGUACGUCCAAAGAUAUGAAAUCUCUGCAUUCUUCUAUACAUAGUCAUAGAAGGGCCCCGUUGUGGGACGGGUUGAAGCCGAAAGAUAUGCAGACUUUAGAGUCACUGAUAUCGGAGCCGGUUUGGCAAAUCGCGCCGAGAUUCAAACACGAAUUAAACGCAGAAACAAUUUCAAAAUACACCGAAGACGUAAUUAACCUAGGCUUUCUAAAACAAGGUCACGUGUUAAUCAAUGAAUUCUGGCAGAACGAAAUAGGUGACUUUACAGUCGAUAAAUCUCGCUUCGACACAUUGAAUGUUACAGUUGACAAGUUGCAUAGAAGAGGAUUUAAAGUAACUUUUACGGUUCAGCCUUUUGUCAGUACGGAAAGCAAAAACUUUGCUGAGACUGUGCAGAAGAGAUUGCUUGUGAACGAAAGGAAUGGUGAUCGCCGAAUCCCCGCACUGACAAGGUUCAAGUCCUCUCCCAGCGCGGGUGUGAUCGACAUCACCAAUAAUCGUUCAGUUCCUUGGAUACUGGAUAAGCUUCAGGCGGUUAUUGACGAAUACUUCAUAGACUCGUUCUAUUUCGACUUGGGCACGGCUUACGAUAUGCCGCAUUACUACCAGUGCGAGAAACAGUUGAUCAACCCCGAUCAUUACAAGACAAUAUUUACGAAGACCUUUGAAAAGUCUUUAGAUAUAAUAGGUGUGUCCUCAGCGGUGUCUCUACCGAGGCCACCGAUCUUUGUUUCUUUACCCCCGUUUGAAUCCACUUGGCAGGCUUUGAGACAAGUUAUACCGACGAUGUUAACGUAUGGCGUGAACGGAUAUCCGUUUAUAAUGCCCGGUGCGGUGGGCGGUGACAUUUACUGGCCGGGCAGUGAGCAGUUCUUGCCGUCAUCGAAAGGAUUAAUGGAAUCUAACGCAGCGAACUCGACUCAAGAGAACGGAAUAGACUUGCCCGAGAGAGAACUGUAUAUGAGAUGGCUGCAGAUGGCAACUUUCUUGCCCGUGAUGAAGUUUACUCAUUUACCGAGUAAAUACAACGACGAGAGAGUGUUAGAAAUGGCAAAGAAUUUGACUUUGUUAAGACAAAAACUGAUAACGCCCCUCUUGCUAAAAUACAAGCGUGAAGCGCUGGAGGAGGGCUUGCCGCUGGUUCGACCAUUAUGGCUGGUGACGGGAGGAGACUCCGCGCUAUCCGUGCGCGACGAGUUCGCCAUUGGAGACGAGCUGGUGGUAGCCCCAGUGCUGCGCCCCGGUGAGACCAGCAGAGAAGUGUACCUGCCGGCGGGUCUGUGGCAGGAUGGCAUCGAUGGCUCGCUGCGUAAGGGCAGCCGCUGGAUGCACGACUACCGCGUCCCUGUCGACCGUGUCGCCUACUUCAUCCGUAAGCCCGACGAUAUGAGGUUCAAGUGAGACUACUACCAAACACUAGAAAUACUUUAACAAUAGUGGAACAAGUAUGACAUUUAAGGUUCAUUUACACAAUCCGGAAUCGUACGAACAAAGCUCGGCAGUCGUUUCAGAGCGAAACAAAUGUUUUGCAUUACAUUAUGUUUGUCUCGUUCUUAAGCAACGGCCGAGUGUUGUUCGUACGAUUGCGAUUUGUCUAAAUGAACUUUAAUACUAUCAUACUGUUUAAUCGUGACUCAAAAUUCAAAUACAAAUGGUAAUCAGUAGAAAAUUGACUGAAGUUCUAUUAAUAUUGUCCAAUGACCAAUAUUCAUUAAUUGUAAUAUAUAUUAAAAUCUUCCAAGAGUAUUAGAACAUUAGUAUAGUUAAAAAUGCAUUUUGUAUCUUUGAAAUGUUAUUGUUCGAUUAAUUUUUGUCUAUUGAG
Messenger RNA from Papilio xuthus (Asian swallowtail), 3490 nucleotides. RefSeq lists its product as uncharacterized. The transcript is spliced from 9 exons. NCBI's taxonomy places the organism in Eukaryota, Metazoa, Arthropoda, Insecta, Lepidoptera, Papilionidae. Bases 172 to 3069 code for a protein of 965 amino acids. Gene Ontology annotation, biological process: carbohydrate metabolic process. Gene Ontology annotation, molecular function: hydrolase activity, hydrolyzing O-glycosyl compounds. The record is from RefSeq and is a predicted model, not a curated record.